AUGCUUCCGAGCAGUCUGGCCGUUUCGUCCAGCUCGGCGACGCUCGACGCCACCAGCCUCUACCAGCCGUCGACAGUUGGUCAGACAGGUCUUCAGAUUCAGGGAAUGUCCGCUCAGGACUACGCGGCCUCCGUUCAGCCGUCGUAUUCGACAAAUGCGAAUGCCUACAAUGCCUACCAAUGGCCAACUGCUAUAAAUAGCAUAAAUACACUAAACACACUUGGAACCUACAAUCCUUAUAAUAAUUACACGGCUACAACGACACCGAUGAAUACUGCUUACUCGGGUUUCCGAGUAAGUGGUGGAAUAUCGCCUAUUGGUGGAAAUCGAAGCGCCUCAGGUGGCAGUACCGGAACGACCCUCUCUGGCACUUCAGCGUCAACAGCAUCUCCGUCGCGUGGCUCCUCAUGUGGUGGUGGUGAUCAACAACUAACAAGUUCCGAACUGGCUCGAAUUCGUCGUACGGGAAACUAUGGAUGUGCAAAGCCACCCUAUUCGUAUAUUUCCCUCAUUACGAUGGCUAUUCAACAUUCGGCCAAUCAUAAGAUGACGUUGUCGGAAAUCUAUAAUUGGAUUAUGGAUUUGUUCCCGUACUAUAGGCAGAACCAGCAAAGGUCAGGAAGAGGGUGGCAAAACUCGAUCCGGCACUCGCUUUCCUUCAACGAUUGCUUUGUGAAAAUUGCUAGGACUCCGGAUAAGCCAGGAAAAGGAUCAUUCUGGACAUUGCAUGAGCUGUGUGGGAACAUGUUCGAAAACGGUUGCUAUCUUCGACGACAGAAACGUUUCAAGGUCAAGGAACGAGAUCCACCCCGAAAAAAGCGCAACAACAACCAAAACAGCCAGAAUCAUCAAAAUCAAGUGAACAACAAUGCAGCGAUCAAGGAAGAAUUAGAAGAUACGUAUAAGAGCGAGGAGGCAAAAAUGGAUCUCAAUCAGACGAUCUCAAGCGUUUCCCAAGAGAUCAAAGAUCAACUCGGUCAACAGCAGCAACAACAACAACAGCAGCAACAACAACAACAACCGCUGCAACCGAUCUCCUUAUCGACACCGUCAUCCCUCAGUCAACCGACCUCAGUGAUUUCCACUGUUGGCACGACACCACUCGGAUCCCAGACUACUACGGUUAAUCCCUAUUAUCAACUGUACAGCACGGAUUUCUCUGCUGCCGGAGGUCUUCCAGGACUUACCGUACCGUCAGCGUUCUCCAUUAAUAAGUUAAUGGAUAGCACGAACGGCUUCGAUUAUAACUACUACCAAACCUCUGCCAAUGACUACGGUGGAUAUUCACAUACUCUUUACAGUUCAACAAAUCCGAGCACGGCGUCAAAUCUGUAA
This is a messenger RNA of Necator americanus (New World hookworm), 1335 nucleotides long. RefSeq lists its product as uncharacterized. Gene Ontology annotation, molecular function: RNA polymerase II cis-regulatory region sequence-specific DNA binding; DNA-binding transcription factor activity, RNA polymerase II-specific. The transcript is spliced from 9 exons. Bases 1 to 1335 code for a protein of 444 amino acids. Lineage: Eukaryota; Metazoa; Nematoda; Chromadorea; Rhabditida; Ancylostomatidae. Gene Ontology annotation, biological process: anatomical structure morphogenesis; regulation of transcription by RNA polymerase II; cell differentiation. The record is from RefSeq and is a predicted model, not a curated record.